CCAAAUCCCUGAGUUUUCGACCAAUCAAGGAAGAAGUUCAUAACAAAUUGUUAGAUCUUUUCAAAAAUGGUCACUUAUCUUCCUCAGCAUUAUAUGCUCUUGAAGAUGAUUUUCACCUCAGCGCUAAAGAUAAGCAAGAAUUGGUGGAAUUACUCGCGGACCAAGCAACUAAUCCAAAUUAUGAUUCUGUUUAUCAUAUUUUUUGGCAAUAUUGCAAUGCUAUACUUGGUGGCCGUAAUGGAAAGUCAAUGUUUGAGCAAUUAGAAUUAAUGGAUCUUUUAUUUUAUACUUCAUUACGACCUAGACCCUUCUUGCAAGAUCAAAACUUCAUAACAGUAAAUGAUACUUCUAAUAACGAUUUCGAUAAAGCUACUGAACAGAG
Molecule: messenger RNA, 382 nt
Organism: Dentiscutata erythropus
Lineage: Eukaryota; Fungi; Glomeromycota; Glomeromycetes; Diversisporales; Gigasporaceae
Source: the annotation of a GenBank genome assembly